GUGCAAAAUAAAAAUUAUGCUACAAAUGUAAGAGACAUCUCGGUGCUCCCUUUUUGAGCCCAGUUUUUAGAUGUUUAUCGAGAGAGGGUCUGGGUCAAAAAUAGCGAUACGUACGUCCUUAAAGCAAUUGAUUGAAGGGUCCUUGGGCGCCAAGGAUAUCCGGUGACUUCGUAGAUAGAUGACCAGAGGAGCGAGCUGUCCGUAGUGUGUACAUUCCGCAAGCAUCUCAAAUGUUCAACCUGUGUGGCUCGUAUUUCAAUUGUGAGCGUGCUGAGGACAGUAAUGUUUGCUUCUUGAAGCGGAGAAUGAGUAAUGUUGCGUGGAGCAAAAACGAUGAACGCUGAAGAGUUUUAUGAGGGACUCUCUGCCCAAGAUAAAGUUGCAGGUAGUGUUUGCUAGUGCGGACAUAUCAGUGUUGCGUAUUUUAAUAUUUUAAACCUGUUGAUACAGAACCCGCACGCUUUUGUAGUAUCAUUCGCGCACCGUAUGCAGGUUAUUCAUCAUUCACAGCGAGUCACUGCUGUGUACAAAAUAUUCUUAGCUUCUUAGCUUUCUUAGCUAGUACAUUUAGGGAAAGUCUAAUUAGGUUGUUCUACGAAGCGAAUCAAUUAUCACAAGCAAUAACUUUAGCGACGCUUUUAAUUUCGCAGUGAUAAAAUUUGCCUUGCCUGGUAUCGACACGUUUUUAGAAGACGUUUUAGAGCAAGAAAACCUCAGCGAGAAAGGAGAGAAAAUACGGCUCGACUUUGUGAAGAUUUUCGACGAACUCGGGUCAACUGCACACGUGAGAGAAAUUGUUACUUCACAGAAUAGCGAGCAAAAACAAUCGCCAGGAACUUGUAGGAGGCGGUCAAGGGAUGACGACCUUUACACAACACACAGUUAUGAAAUACAAACGCAUUGGGAUGAGCGAGAAACAGCUGUUGUAGAAGACAAGGUAUUUAUUUAUUUAAAUAUUUAAUUUUUUUUCGAUAUGCUUGUUUCGAGUUAUCACAAACUCUGGUAUAGCGUGAGUAAUCGCGCGCUUUAACUCACUACAAAUCCCUAAAUAAAAAACGUAAAUUAAGUUCAGAUGUGCGAGGUUACUUCGCAACCCUCACAUGAACUCUGCCUUGCACAUGUUUUUAUCCUCCUCGACAAUCGCAGUAGUUGGUCGUUUUUUUCCCCGAAGGUAUUUUUUUAAGCUCUUUGCGGAGCGAUUGCUGUUUUGAGUGACAUUGACCUGUUUGACAAUAUCAAGAACCGCAAUUCCGAUAGGACAAUUAUCUUAUUCGGUCGUUGAUCGGAUAGGAAACCAACUAACCUUUGCUAAUAGUUUCCCACCGUCGAAAAACAAGCCUGGGAAAAGAUGGUUUGCAAGAUGGCAAAUUCCUAAACUUGUAUGUAAGCGAUUCGCUUAGCCUGUUUCCCUUUGGUAAUGCGUUCAAAGGAAGUGGGCCAAUUAUCGAAAUUGUUCGCAGGAAACAUAAAAUUUACAAAUUUAUGUGGGUUUCCCGGCCUCCUUAUUGUUAUUUCUUCAUUCUUUACUCAGGGAAAAUACCUUUAACGUGGAGGUUAUUUUUGUACCAUAUUGAUCAAAUUUUGUAGUGUUCAACUUUAACAUAGAAGUACAUUAAAAUUAAUACCAAGUACUAAAAAACGUGUUCCAGAGGAAUGCAUUUCAGAUCGAAUAUUGCGUUGGUUGUGGACCGCGAAUGGAAUAUUUCCGCUUUAGAAUAUUUCGAGCAAAUUAUUUCAAAUUUUGUGCACGUAGCAGCCCUUUGUUUAGUAUAACUGAGAGACAUUCAUUCAUUCAUUUCAUAUCGGUUGGAUCGAUUUCUGUUUGUAUUAGUAUUGUGUUUAUCUCCGAUAGACAUAGCUUGUGUGGUUCACGCAACCCUGACCUUUGCGAGAACAAUAAAAAGGGAUUUAUUUAUAAUUAAUUUUCAAUCAAAAGAUUUACUUCAAUGGAAGUUCAAGGAAAGUUGCUUGUGGUUAAGGUGGAAGAAAAUUGAUUGUUGAAUGUGCUCGUGAUUGCGCGGUAGGAGUUUUUGUUUAGAACAUAUAUUUUUUCGCUUGAGAAACUUUGCACUGUCGCUUGGCCCAAAGGCUCCGGCCCAGUGCUGAGACAGAAAGAUUAACCCAGUUAAUCAUCCUGUUAAUCGUGGUUUUCGGCGCUUUUUGAGUUUUUCUUUUUAAGAAAGGGAAGCCCGAGAUGUGAUUACUGUUUUUUUCUUGGGCCUCCUUUUCUUGAAUCCUCCUGCGAUUGUAAUUUGAACGUUUUCCCUUGAAAGGCUUCUUAUUUGAUGAAAGCGAUACAUAUCAUUAGUCUGGAAUACUGAAAUAAUAACAUUUCUAACAACAGGGUUAAACUAAUAUAACAAAAAUUAUAUUAAUUUAAUAACUUGCCUUCUUGACUCCUGAAAAACGGUGCGUGGUUUUUAUAUUGACAAAAUAAUUAUUAACUGCUAGGGCAAUAUCAGAAAAUUCUUCUUGACUCAGUGAUACAGCAUUUUAUUGCCAAAUUAUUUUAAACUUUGGCUAAUUAAAGCUACACUUAAACCAAGAAAAAUUGUGAAGUUAAAAUAUCAAAGAGUUCUAACUUGGAUUUUAAUAAACAUUGUGUUUUGAAAGAAAUUAUUUUUAUUUAUUGUUUUUAGAAGGAGUGACUGUGAAAAAAGAUUUUGUACCAUUUUCAGUUAGUUAGAACUUAUGCUCUCAUUACACAUAUUGCAUUUCUUACAAAAAUAUUUAUGCUAAGCUUUCAAGAUACAGAAGAUACUUGCCUCCAUAAUCAAUCACAAGGUCAAAGAGUAACUUAUACUAGUAACAUACUUGUUCAGUGGUGUGAUAGUCUGUCGCAUUCUGUGCAUAACAUACACAAUACUGGAAUAUUACUGAUCUACCAUAUAUGUUGUUGACAAUUGAGUCAUUCAGCUGCAGUUAAUUGAUUGUGUACUGUUUCAGCAUUUGCUUUUAAAAAAUCACUAACCUGCAGUCACGUCCUCUCUAUACCUCUAUAUAUAUGUGUCUCGCAAGUUAGUGUAGAUAAUUGUGGGGCAGUGAAAUAGGACUCAAGUAAGGUCUACAUGCAGGAACCCUUGCUGCAUCUAGUCAAUAGCAAGCCUUCUGCUCUAAAAGGAAACUGUAAGGAGCCCAAUGUUCUGAAGCCGUGAAAUCCAGGGUGCCCUGUAUAUGAUCUUAAUGCAAUGCAAAUUCCCUAGUUGCCCAAGAGCAAAAGUUAGGCACAAGGGGCCUUUGAGCUAGUGCACAGCCCUGAAUAAACUCCACUGUAUCGUUCUACACAUAUAAACAUAGCUGUAUCUUUCUAGUUUUGGGAAGCUCCUUAUUUCAUACCAAAAUUUACAUGUACGUUGUCUACUAGACUUCAAACAUGUUUUUGCCGGGCUUUAAACAUGCAGAAAGUCCAACUGAAAAAAAGAAAAACUGUGUAAUUGAACCUCCAUAAGGUGAUGAAGCUGCUACCCUCAGGGUACCAGCAAGUGGCCACUUAAUGGAGGUUGGCCGCUCAAUAGAGAUUCAUCAUAAAUAAUAAAAAAAAAUUAGCAUAAUCUUUAGCAGAAACAUCACUUUGUUUUGAAACAAACGUGUGACGGGAGAAGUGUUGCAGGUCCAAAAUUGGUCAUCGCCUUCUAUCUCGACCAGACUGUAUUUUCCUUCUCCAUAUUCUUGAGAUAAAGCCAAACUAAUAAAUUAUUGUAUCUAGCGACUGUUGGUUUAAGCAAACUUCCUUUGGUGAUAUGGUUUUGUAAGGUAAAUCCGGCUGACCUCAAGGUUAUCUUAUAUUCACUGUCUGAUCUGAUCAGAUUCAGGAAAUACACUUAUAAUAUUAAAGUGAUAAAGUUCUAAAUAACUGAGUAUUAUUUAAUCUUGUCUCAUCAUUUCUAACGCAUCAUCUUACUUGUUGAUUACUGUAUACAGUUACUAAGGGUAAAUACCAUUCACCAGCAGGAAAGUUCCAACAAUUCACUAUGCCGAAAAGGAACAGAUAGCACGGAGGAGAGUGGCAUCUUCCUACACAGUUCAUCAUUUCCACAGUCAGAUGAAACAGUGCUUAAAAAUACCCUCAAUCUACCUAUGUUAGAUUCAGUAGAUGCCUGGUCAAGAGACUCGAUCAUUUCAGACACUGGCAGCGCAGAGUUCGAACUCCUUGAUGCCUGGGAAAGUGAUGCAAAUGGAAACGAGGAAGGCUAUUUCACAGAAGACAAUGUUUUUGUUGACUACUCAGUUCACAAACUUGACCUACAGCCAAAUGAGUUGGGAGAUUUCCAUAGUGGUGUUCUGUAUAUAAGGGAACAUCCUGGCUGGCAUAAAAGAUGGUUUACUAUUAACAGUCACUGCUUAACAUGUUUUCGACACCGUUCAGAGACUAAGAUGUUGUUUCAAAUCCCACUGAGGGGUGCAAGAAUCAUUCCAACGGACAGAAAGAAAAGUCGCAUGUUCCCAAUUACUUUGUCUAUUCCUAGAAUACGUGAGACUAUCACUUUUGCAACAACAGAAGAACGUUCUAGGCAAGAGUGGGCUUAUGCUGUGAGUUAUGUUAUUUCGAGACUUGCUGAGGAUGAGGAUAGUCCUGACUUACCGGAAAGCCACUCAUUUGUUUCUUUUGAUACGUACCUCAAACUUGUAGGGAAAGAAUCAGAUCCAGAUAGAAAUAGGCUUAGCAUUGAAGCACUUGAACAAUCUCGACAAAGAAAGCUCUCAGGCUGUCUCGAUAUUCCCAAAGUGGUGGAACCUCAUUGUGUUAGUAAGAAAGAAGGCAAGGAGAGUACACAUUCAAAUAUGUUUGACUCAUCUUUGGCUCAGUGGAAAAUUGGACUUGAUGAUGAAGAUGAGGUGCUUGUAAUGGACGAUGAUCUUGCUCCAGGUCUGAAUGAAGAGGAAUCAUUUAAGGAGCUGCAAGAGGUAUAAUUUUACUGAGAAUGAGAUUUAAUAAUAGCUAAUAUUCUACCUAGAAAAGCAACAUAACCUGCAGACUUGCCCACAAGUGGACUUUUUAUAGCAAAAAGUCAGCUAAAAUGAGCAAGACAUAAGCUGCCUCACUCAGGUUCUGACACUACCAAAUGAUUUAUGAUAUUUGUUAUUGUAUUAGUGAGUUUUAGGGUAGCUAUGAUUACAACAAUUGCAAUCACAUUUUAGUAAUAAAUGCAUCUCUUUAACAAAUAUGGAAGGUUUCCAUAAGAUUACUAAGGUAACUGCAAUCAUUUAGUUCACUGGACUUUUUUUAGUGAUCAAAUUACCAAGGUUUUGUUGAAAAAAAUUGAGGGGACAAUUGAAAUGGAAUUGACAAUGUGGAUCGCUAACAUUCAAACUUACUUCUCACUUAGGGCAAAAUGUUGGCUUAGGGGAGGGGUAGGUGAGCAGUUUCCCCGAAAUGUGUAAUGAUCCGACAAUGCACACCUUUAAUAAUUAUCCGUGUGUGUAUUGCCAUUUUGCAGAUACUUCCAGGUAUUAUACAAGGAUGUAAGAUGUCAAGUACUGGAGGGAAAAAGAAAAAGAAGGUCACCAAAGCUAACUCCUUAGGAAAAGUUGGUAAGUUAGAAAAAUUGUUGAUAGGGGUGCUGACUGUGAGCACAGAACUUGUUUACUUUCCAUACUGGUAGCAUCACGCUCGGUUGAGUGCCCUGUGAACAGGGUUUUCUUUACAGUGUUGCUUCAUAACUGUAAUUUCAAUAAAUUUAUUUGAUUAAUUUAAUUUUGUAAUUUACUGUAGGUUCAGAAAUCAGGACCGGAAUUAGCUUCAUGUCCAUGACUAAUAGUGAAGGGAAGUCAUCUUCAACCUCUGAUCUUCAAAUUCCUGACUCAAAAGUGAAAAGACAUGGCUCCUUAGUGAAUUCUUUGUCAUCUAAAGCCAUGCGUGUAAAAUCCAGGAUAACAGGAUCUUUCUUUAGUAAAGGUACGUUGUUUGAUUACCAGGGUUCUCGUUAUUAAAAGUCUAGAAGGGUCUGGGAUGUAUAAGUAGGCGGCUCUCAGGUAACUGAGCGCUCUUUUGGCAAUGUCAUAUUAUAUUACACUGAGACGUUAGGUAUUUUAUCUGGUACUGAUAAAUGGUAAAGAAAAGUAAUACAUGAAAUGAAAAACAUAUUUAAUGUUUUAAUACACUUAGGUCGCAAAGACGACAAAAGCCCGCGCGAUUUGUCAUCAUUUCAAAGUACCACAUUCUCUGGAUACUUACUUCGAAAGAAAGGACUAAACUGGAAAAAUCGUUGGUGUGUAGUAAAGGAACAUCGGCUUUUCUGCUACAAAGACUUCGGCAUCGGUACAGCGGAGCUGGAAGUCCCUUUACAAGACACUUCAAUAAGAACAUUGGAAGAAAACGAUCCAGAAAAACCACACAUGUUUGUAUUAGUUUGUGACAAGGAAGAGCUCUUUUUUGCUGCUGAAAAUGAAGCUGAACUUGAGGAAUGGAUCACGGUUUUAAAGGAUGAAAUAGAGGCCAAAGAACGUUCAUCUGGUGAGCAGUGUUUUAUUUUAAGAGGAAAUUUUCUGUUUUCUAUAAUCUAUUUGAUAUUUAGGCUGUGGACUUCGAGCGAUCGAUCGCAGAAAAACAGCUGCCUAAUUUAGGCCGAAUUCGGCUUGAGAACAAUUGCUCUCCUUAAAAGCAAGUCUCAAUUUGUAUGUUUUCUUAUGUACUUACCUUUUAAGGUCCCUGUUUCAGCUUGUCAACGUUUGAUAAUUAUGGUUAGGUUCAUUUUUUUUUCGCUCACAAUCAGAUAAUGUCGAUAAUCAACUUAUCCUACUGUGCGUCUAGCUCAGCGUCUCCCUUCCCGUCCCCACUCCCUCGUAUAAUCAGUCUGUUUAUCUGGGUUCAUCUGGGUAAGCUUAAAGGGUGCGGUUCCGUUUUCGAAUUUCCGAAAGGAGGGGUUUCUUUUCGGGAUGGAUGUUAGAUAUUCUUUCGUUGAUGAAAAAUUAUAUCGUGUGCUUCAUAUUACGUCCUGUAGAUUAAAAAUAGCCUAAAGAGAGCGGGAGGAUACAGUGGUUCGCUCCGACUUCAAUCCUCGUCUAUGUGUUCAGUAUCAUCACGACAUUAUAUCGCAUUUGCAACAUAGCAUAUCCACGCGAAACUCACUAUGUGAGAAUAUCAUUGCCUGCUUGUCCCCUCCCCGCUAAAUAUAUAUUUUCGUCAGAACUACCCUAACAAUACACAGAGGUCAUUAUGAUAAAGAAUCAAUUUCUUUGAAAAUGUUUUUGGUGUAGCUCUUAAUAACGUGUUCAUUUAAUAACGCUACUUUCUUUUUGACUCAAAGUCUUUUUGACUGCUAUAAGAGCUACUGCCACGUGUUUUCGACAUUAUCCUCUAACAUGGGACUCCUGAUUGACAACUUUAUUCUCUCAACUUCAUUGAUUGUUUGAAAGAGUACUGAUAUUAUUUGAGGGUGGAUUGUGAAAUUAGUCAGGCCAUAGAAUGUGAAUAUAAUAUACAGUAAAUUGGUACGUGACCAUCGAUUAAAACUUAAACACGUACAAGUAAACCAAAAAAAACUGUUAAUACAGUGAAGAUCAUUUAAACCGGACAGUUUAGACCGACGAAAAUAAAAUUUUCGCCCAAUAGGAUGAAGAAAAGGAAGAGAAAUUUGGCCGCCUCAACCCGGCGACAACCAACACUUGUAUCUUCUUAAUUAAGAAACGGAAUGACGUAAGUGUACACAUCGGAGCCGCGUAAGUGACGACAAACCGACCGGAACUGGCGUGAACCUACGCUGUGUAUAUAUAUAAACGAACAAAAGUGUAACCGACCAUUUCAACAGCACAGAAAUAACGAACUAAAUUAUGUCACGUAUAUAACAACAGCUAUCAAACAUUUUGGCCUUAAAAUGUUCGUUGUAAUGAGAUUACAGUUUGCUAAACCCUUCGCGAAAUCUUGCCUCGCAGCUUCCCUUGGAGACCCAGCGGAGAGAAACCAGUCAACGGCUUCUUUAUCAGCGAAACGCUCUGAUCUGACCUCUUUAGGGAGCCCUUCAUUGUCGGAGAACAAAGCCAAGGAAUCUGGUAAAAGAAGCAAGGAUCUUUCACCUGUUAUUGGCAAAAAGUCGUCUAUUCUCAGUUCUUUAGGCCAUAAACUAACCAAGUCAAAACCUAAAGAUGUUCCCAGUGGCUCGCUUCACAUUCCUCCUGCAGAUCUUAGCGCAAGUAACAGCAUCGAAGAUGGGUUCGUUGUAGUUAAACAUGCAUCUAACGUUGACGGCAACCAAGGUAAGCCGGGUUUUAAUGGUCUUAUUAAAAAAGGGUAAACAGAAAACUGGUUUUACAGCGUACCGCAACUUCUUUUUCUCGUGAAAAUGUGUCUCAGAUUUAUCACGAAAAGGUUGGGAAUGGCAUGAACUUACUUAAUAGCAAAUUUUAGCAAAAAACCGGGUUAACCUGGCGAGUGACUUAGUUUGACAUCCUUUUUCUAAGGUCACCUUUUCCGUUCGGUACAAAAUAAGAGAGACAGUUCUGUCCAUUAAUUAUAUGAUAGACCAGGUUAAAUUUGUUUUUUUUAAUUGAUCAGCACUACCUCCGAUACUAAAGGGGUAAAAAUUGUGCACAGUUAAACGCAUUGGGAAACAGAGAUGUCACACGUGAAAGAAUUCAAGAGUCAAGAUUUUUCGAGAGUUUCGCGUUAAAUCCUUUGCCUUCCCUUUUCGUGUUAAUUCGGCAUCACAUUAGCACCGUAAUUAUUCAAGCGCAACAAAACAUGGGCCUGGUGAGUACGUGACAAAUGGAACGACGCCAACGCACGUCAGUAUUGUUCCGUGUCCUUCUCGCAUUCUCAGCCCACCUGUUGAACAGUUGUGUCUGGUUGAGGGAGUUAAAAGUCUUCUCUCCUUCUGUUUGUUUUGUUUUCUUUUUUCUUUUUUUCAUUUUUCUUUUUUUUUUCUGAUUUAUUUUAAUUUCUUUUUGUUUUGUUUUUUUUUGUUGUUUUUUUCUAAAUGAUAUUGCUUUUAUCAGUGCUAGAUAUUUGUACCGUUAGCUUGAAAUUUACUCUAAAAGUUGUGUACAGGAGUGAAACUUUUUGUAAAAAUUAUUUUCUGCGAAAAAAAAAACAAAACAAAGAAGUUAAAGGGAAAAGGGAAACUUUUGUCUGAUAACCUUGCAGUGUAAACCGACGUGACCUUCUUUAAUGCAGGACAAGCGAAGCAUAAAAUUUGGCUUAUUAAGUUCCAUCGCGUCUCUGUUGAAAAGAACUUACGUUGAUACCGGCUUAUUGCACGAGAUGUACUACUUCUUUUAAUCUAAAUUUUACACGCGAUUACUUGAUCGAGUAAAUACCGUUGAUAAAACAGCGAUAUAAUCUACAUCAAGCAUUCUGUAAAUCUCUUUAUAUAAGGGGUAACAAUUUCUCGGUAAUUUUUCCCUUCAGUAAAAGCCAUUAAUCCAGUCACUUCAAACACGCGUGUACAUACGUCAUAAGCUUUUUAUUUUGUGAUUUUCUUUAUUCCAGGUGACUCAACUGUAACAGAAAAACCCAGUGAAGUUGAAAGGCUUAAAGUGUCCUCUUCUCAUUCCAUGGAAGGUUUUCUAAAUCAACGUGUAGAAGAGGACACAUGGCUAAAAUGUUGGGUAAGUCAGCUUGCUCUCUCGUCUUUUCUUCCGUCCUUCUUGUUGCGAUGUUGUAAGGACGCUGCUUGACUGUAUUUGUCACCUUUUUUGAUGUGCGUAACGUGGUCAAUUUUCUUAAUCAACUUAAAGGGAAAAUAAUUAUCUAUACAACAUUUUGCCCGCUGUGCUUUUGUUAAAUUAUAUUUUAGUUUGAAAGCUUCAAUGUUUUGAUGUUACGGGACCUUGUGACUGGAGUUAUCAUUCAAGUAUUAACUUGAUCUAAGUCCGAGGAGUGAGAAUAUAAGAAUCUUAGUUCGCACAAAGUUGCAACCUUUUCAAAAGAUUAAACUGUUUACUUUGUAGGUUAAAUUGUUUCUCGCUUUCACUAGAGUCAGUCAAAAUUGAUAUAGUAGGGUACAUAUGUGGGAGUGUCACAUGUUGACGUUAACUUAGCUCUAUUAAGGAUUAAAAAGGUUGUAAACUUGUACUCAAAAUUGUAAUAUGAACGGCAUUUUAUUUUGCGUAAUAACCCGUUAUCUUCGUGCUGAACAUUAUAACAACAGUUUCAGGGUCAUUAUCAUAGCAUUCAUACUUGUUUGACUGAUAAUUUGCAUCUGCAUACUGAUGAUGAAGCUAAUUUGGUACCAGAACGUUAUUGGUUAUUAUUAUUAUUAUGUGUAGCCAACUGACAGGGUACACCUCUAAUGAUCGUUGUUCUUUUCUUUUAAGGUGAAGCUUGAAAACCACAUGCUUAAAAUUCACGACGAGAAAGACAGUACAGAAUCGGUAGUGGUUAAGAUCAAGCUAAGUAACUGUGUUGUGAAGGACUGGAGUGACGCACAACGGCCGUUUGUUAUGGAGAUUAAGAGAACCCUGGGUCGACCGCACUACUUACAAGCUGAGAACGAAACAGGUACUCAUGCUUUGCUUAUCGUCUUAGUCACACUGUAAUCGCAAGCACCCUAUCACCCUAAGACUUGUGCAUCUCCAAGGCCCUUUGUGUACUGAAUAAACUCACAGUCAUGCUUGUGUACCCUGUUACAGAGUACCUUAAGUGGAAGUCGUCGAUUAGUGGAUCAGUAGUACAUUCACCUAAAGUUAAUCGCAGACCAGUUCUAACCUGGAGCUCUUUAGAGUACGACAAAACAAACCAUAGACCUGCCACCUCGCUGCUGCUGAAAUCAGACUCGGUUGAUAGAGAUGAAGUAUUUCAAAAUUCAGAAGAGACAGCUGUAUCACAUGCAGCACAUCCUGUACGACCCAACACUCCUCAGAAUCCAUCACCACGGGUAAGAAGUCAUGGUUCUUUCGUUAGUAGGGCCAUUUUCAACUCAAGUUAGGAUUUAAUUCGCAAUAUUUCUUUCUGGCUUUGCAUUGAUUUGAUUGGGUGUCUGACAAAAAAAAUAUGGUAUUGUUUCACUUAAUCAACCAGGCACAAGUGAUACCGCAACUAGACUGAAUCUGACUCUUUACCGUACACUUGGCCUGGAUAAAACAGUAUUGCUGUUUCAUUAUUUUCAUCGUUGGGUAAACUAACAAACAGUUCUUUUCAUAUUGCAGCCAUCUACGGCCGGUGACGUGUCCAACUCAGAGAGUGAUGAUGGUGAAACCGCUGAACAAGCCAAACCGCAAGCUACUGAGGAACCAGUGGAGAGAUGGCGAUCGUUUUCUGAAGGAGAACAGGUAGUUUGUCCCUGGUUUCAUUUCUAGUGGUCCCACCGAGUCUUCAAUUUCUACAAUCCUUUUUAUUGAUUAAUCAUUAAUACGAUGAGAGGAGGUUGAAAAGCUUGACUUAAAAAACAGUUUGAAAUUACAGUCAGUAAAAAACGAGCUUCUUCCUCAGGAACUGCCUCCAUAGAAACCAGUGUAAAUAGCUCUCCAGCUAAGUAUUUUACGUGGGUUAAAUUCCUUGUCGACCGGCUUUUAGCGUUUUUAAAAGAGGAAUGACCAACGUCGAGGCAUAACGUGAUACAUGUUUGUAGCUGGUGUAAUACGUCCCCCUUUUCUUAAGAUGGCAAAUAAGAGGCUGCUGGCCAUGUAUAAAGUUUGUAGUUUCUUUCUCUUGUUGUAGGAAAAAUUUCGAUAGCGAAGCAGUAUUUUAACAAAGUAAUUCUUGCAAAAAUUCAAACCGGGAAUAAGAACAUUGCCGUUUAAGUGUCCUUGAAUGACAAAAGAACUCAAAAUUAUUAUUUUUAAAAAGAUUAUCUUUUUUUAAAAAUCUAAUUUACCGUUUUCCUUCCCUUCUCUAUACAGGAAGAAGAAAGAAAGACAAGAACUAAACUUCAUCGAUCAAUCUCUAAUACUAUCCCAGUUUUUCCGCGUUUUCCAGGCAAAAGAAAACGUCGUAGUCGAACUGUACCAAAUGUUCAAGUGUCACAAGAUCUUCUUGUCAAUAUCAAAUACAGUUCAUGCUUGUUCAUGCGAAACGGUAAAGGUCUUUGGAGUAAACGAUGGUGUGUGUUACAGGAGGAUAGAUUACAUCUAUUCAAGCGGCCAGAUGAAGUUGUACCGGUCCUUACGAUACCUCUUAAGCAAUGUGAAGUGCGGCGAGCCAACAAAAAAACUAAAAAGUUCACUUUCGAAGUAAACGUUCCCUCAUCGAGUGAGGAUUACUGUUUUGCGGCUGAUGACGAAAAGAAAUUGUUAAGUUGGAUGAGGAUGUUGAGAGCGAUAGCUGACGAAGAGGAAGAGGAAAAAAGGUUUGCACUUGAAUGUAAAUUCUUACUUUUAAAUUCCCAACUUUAUGCCGGAUCCUCUAAUAUGAUCGUUAAAAAGAAGAUUCUGGCUGCUCAAGAAUUUUCGUGCGGUGUUAUUUGUUUAGUAGGUUCUUUAAUUAAUGACAUUUGGGAUUUGCGCUUAUUUUGUUUCUAUGCAUUCUGUGAAGUUUAAGGUUACGUAGACAGAUUGCUUUCAGUAAGUAUUAUUUCUUACGCGUAGUUCGUAUAAAGCUUCAUUUAUUUUGAGAUACUCGUCAGGUCGGUGGAAAAUUUAAUUCAUUAUGAACAUGCAUAUUCAUGACGCCGCCAAUUUAUGGUAGUGGUACGUGGUACGUGGUACGUGGUACGUACGUAAAAAAGUGUACAUCUUGACUGCUUUGGAGCCGAUGGGACUCAUAAUUUGCAAAGUCACCAGAUAAAAGUGGACGUUUGCCAACAGUGUAGUUAUUUUUUGGAUACCUUUUAACCCUGGGGAAAUACACUUUUAUAAAUCACACAAACCGGCAAAAUUUGGAAAACUUGACUCUAUGAACCACAAGGGUGCUCUUCGAAUAAAACAAUGAAAACAUUACCAGUUGAUUUUACUGAAAAUGAUCAGUCAACCCCCCCCCCCCCCCCCCCCCCCCCGGGUUUGGGUUUUUUAAGAUUAAAAAACACAAAAAGGGGAAGGGUUUUAAAAAUAAAAAAUACCUUUCUCGUUUUGUUUUUUAUUUUUUCCUAUCUUUUCCUUAUUUUUUGCCACCCUUUUUGUUCUUUAAAAGGUGUAUUUUGCAAAAGUGUUGUUUUUUUUUUGUAUUCUUUUAACCCUGGGGAAAAAACUUUUUAAAAAAAACAAAAACAAGAAAAAUUUGUAAAACUUACCCUUAUAAACCCAAAGGGGGCUUUUUAAAAAAAAAAAAAAAAAAAAUUCCCUUUUAUUUUAUAUAAAAAUUACCGCCCCCCCCCCCCCCCCCCCCCCGCCUCCCCUGAGGUUUUGGUGUUUUACAAGUUAAACAAUCACAGAGGUGUAAGUGAUUUAAAGAGCAAAGUUUCCUUUCUGAUAGUGUUUUCUAUUUUUCCUGAUCUAUGCAUGAUAUCUCGCACACUUGUUGAUGUCAUUCUUCGCACCUCCUCAACUACAACCAUGUUAUCAUUGUUAUCAGUAACUAUUGAAACCACUUGUUCUUGAACAAUGAAUUUUUGUUCUGAUUGUAAUCUUUUAUUCUUCUCCGCAGUUUUUCAAAGGAACAUGGUGGAUCUAUAAACAGUGUGGCAGUGCAAGACACCCGCCAACACCACGAAUCAGAGAUUUCACAGCUUACAAGCCAUUCUACAGCUGUCACUGAGCGAAAUGAUGACGAAACUCUUGAACCAGUUGCUAGUAAUUCCGAGGAUCUUUACGGAGAACAACUUACCGUAAGUGACAAGACUGAAGGGUCAUCUUUACCAAGUCCCAUCAGUCUCUCUGCUACCGUGAGGCCUACAUCGCUGGAUGGUGUACUCAAACUCCUUCAGGAUCAGCAAUUAAUUCAACAACUUGGCCAACAAAAGUUCAACCAAGCUAAACGGGCUCAAAACGCGUGGCGAAGGUCAGCGGCUGCUGCGUUAAAAGAGCAGCGGUCUGGGUCCAGAACUGUAGAUGUGGAGAAACCCGAGCCUACAUUUCCAAGUACAGCGGUUGAAUCAAGGAGGAGGACAAAGUCCAUGUCAAUGGCUCAAUCACCAUAUAAGGAUAUAAUUCCAUCGUCACCUUACCAAGGAGCCAAUGAAGUCAUAGAACAAUUUGAAAAACUCGCCGAGGAGGAGAAACUGAGGACUUUGAAAAAGGAAACAUUGUUGAAAAAGAGACGAAAUUCACUCACGCUUGAGAAAGAUGUGUUGAAAAAGAAGAUGUCUAAACAGAACGAAAAGAAAAACACUGUCAAAAAAUUCCUAGGUAAAGAUGAAAUAACGAGCGUCGAGGACAAACAUCGCGUCGAAGAAAGACUUCAGCAAGUAGAUCAGGAAUUGGCAAGCAUCGAGAGAGACUUGAUGGAUAAUAAAAAGAACGAAGCGCAAGUUUUGGACAAUAUUAAUGUUAUGAAAACAAAAACAGUGAGAAAGCUAUCGUUUGUUAGCCGGCCGUCUUGCAACAUGGCGGAUCAAAGAAGAGAAGCGUACAAAAGUUCUCAUUCCGAAUCGUCAUCUUCUCAAGGUUCCACAGAAGAAAGACCUGGUAAAGAUUCACCAAAAGCACAACAUUCAUUUGAAGCUGCACGUAAGCAGAGCGCGGCUGUAUCACUGGCUGUGCUCGAGAAAGAACUGAGAAAAAUUUCUCCUGCUGGUGGCCGAAAAUUAACACUUAUCAAUAAUAACUACGUGAACAAAGAGAUGAGGUCGGGACGAGUAUCAGUGUCGUCAGAAGGCUCAGCUCCGGAUGAAUUCGCUCGUAAGGACUCGCCAAUAACCAACAAGAAAUGGACGACAGAAAAGCGAAUGUCUUCUGGUUCCGAUGGCUCCAUCGGCGAUCAGUCGUCUCUUCCGAAAGCAAGUUUCUCCGAUAGCGCCGAGUUGAGGCGGAAAAGAUAUUCAGCAUCUGGCUCACAAGUGGCAUUUCACAAUGUCUCUGUAGAAAUUCCUACUGAUGACGAAAACAAGCGGGAAGAAGGAAAGCAAAGGUUGUCCGUUACUUCCCAGAAAGGCCUGGAUGAAGGAAUGUCUCGAAAGUCGUCAGUUUCGUCAGAGAAAGGUUCUGAGGGCCACCGUGUCACGUUGAUGAAUGCCUUGUCGCAGAUCAAGGUACGUGUCACAUCUUUGUUAGAUUGAGGCCAGUUAUCCAUUUUAAGAAAAUGGGAGCCAACUAUUAUUUUCAUUUACGUAGGUUUUGUAGUGCUGGAACUUAAAAACCUGUUCGCCACUCUGGGGUUGUCCCUGUUUAUGGGCACUGAGAAUUAUCUUGUUCCACAGAAAAGAAUAAAUAAUAUGCGCAAUAAAUUUGACAAAAUUUUAAAGGUUUAAAGGGCUGUUAACUGAUUUACGGUAUUCACCAUUUUCUCGUAGAUCAUAAUGCACCUUGUGUACCCCCCAAACUUUUGCAUAACUAUUGUCUUCGAUUUUGAUGUAAUUUUUUUUUGGUGGGGGAGGGGGGGAGGAGUGGGGUGGUGGGGGGAACAAGGUGCAUUAUGGUCUAUGUAAAAAUGGUGAAUGACCUGCUCUUGGGAAUGUUUCCUUGUUGUCUUAUUAUUCGAUUGAAUCAAUUUUAUUCCCAAAGGGGAAUCCGUACAUUGAUUGCAGUGGCCUGACGUACAUUUGACUGAAUCGGCUUUCUGUUUUCCAGGACUUUGAAGAAUUUGCUGCUGUUUCUACAAGUGAAAGGUGGUCCAAAUGAAGUGAUGGUACGACGAAAGGCGAUUCGCUUGAACCUCAGUUUAAAGUGAGAACUCCCUGUAGAUACAUGAUGAUCCAAAGCCAAUUCAACUAUUAAUAAUGAUUUAUGCUAUUGAGACUAUAAGAUGUAAACUGAUAACAAAUUUAGUUAGGGUCAGAUAUGUUAGUGUUGUGAUAUGAAAUACUGUUGAUGAUUUACGUUGCCUCUUAACCUUUGGUGAUUCUGUUUUCAUUUUCUGUUAGCGGAUUGUAGUACAAGUUAUAAAAAAACUCCAGAUCCAUUUUUUUCGACACGUACGGAAUGCAACGUUUUAGUUUUAUGCUCCUUUUCCAUGAAAAGCCUGCCAAAGUACUAUCACUAUAUACAGUGAUGACACAACAAACCCAUUUUGCGACGUGCCUUAAUUUGUCAAAAUGUUAAUUAGGGCUUCACAAUAGUGCACUCUGAUGUAUGACGUCUCCAUGCAUCACAGAAAGAGUACUGCAGCAAUGUCAGAUCAGUGCCAGAGUCGGGCUUAGCUAAUUGAUAUUCUUACUCUCUAACGGUGAAUGGGUAUGUACUGUGCUUUUGCCUUUUUUUGUGUUUGUUAAUGUUGUUGUUUUCGUAAAGAAAAGAGAAAGAAUCGGUUGUUGUGGUCUAGGCCCUCUUGAAUGCCACUUUGAAAGGAAAUUUUUCUUGCUUCCUUUGUUAAGAUAUAGUCCUUCGUGGCCGUGUUCAAAUCAGCUACGAAGGCUGUUCCUGAUUAUUCAUAAGCUCAUUUUCGGUAAUACAACUCGAGAUAUUCUUCCUUUUGACACGGGUUUAGCCCUCGGGAACUGUCUUUAUAGAGUCUACUUACCAAACUCUGUUAAAGGUAUUGGUUAAAAAAGGAUAAACAUUAUUGAAUUGGACCAUUACAUAUUUAUUGAAACAUUUUUGAUAUUCUCUUGCUGUAAAUAACUUGGCUCGGCGUUAAAUCAAUACUUAAUACGCAUACGCAGGUAAAAAUAAUAAUGUGUACGAUAAUUGUGAAUUAUUUUGUGAAAUGACUUUUAAUCUCACGAAGAAGAACCUAUUUGAUAUAGAUUUGAUAUGAGUAUUACAAAUGCGAUAUAUGA
This is a messenger RNA of Porites evermanni, 16682 nucleotides long. The record is from the annotation of a GenBank genome assembly. NCBI's taxonomy places the organism in Eukaryota, Metazoa, Cnidaria, Anthozoa, Scleractinia, Poritidae.